AUGUCUUCUUACUACGCUCGUCUUGAAACAUCUAACCUCGGGCACCCACUGCUAAAACGUAGUACAGAAGGAGCCGCUCACGAUGUACGACACGACGAUUUCGUUGUUCCAGGCCAGACCAAGGAAGGCAAUGAAUUGUACCUGCCACUGCUAGAAGUAUCAGUGGAGGUCGAGGUCGUGGGGACUGUUGCAUGGACGAAGUUGACCCAAACCUUCACGAACCGAACAACCUCUCUUGUUAAAGAAGCAACUUAUUGUUUCCCGCUGUACGACAAGUCGACAGUCACAGAUUUCACUUGUUUCAUUGGCUCUGACAAAGUCUUAAGGGGGGUUGUCAAGCCGAAACCACAAGCAAAGGCCGAGUUCCAGGCUGCUGUAGCUCGUCAGCGUGUUGCCGCUCUUCUUGAAGAGCACACGCCAGAAGUUUUCGAAACCAGUAUUGGCAAUAUCCCUGCCCAGUCCACUGUUAAGAUCGAGAUCUGCUACAUUACAGAACUGAAAGCCGACCUCAGCGGAGAAGGUGUUCUUGUCACGGUUCCCACGUCCGUUGCACCACGAUAUGGGGCGCCUCCGAUCUCUUUCUCGAGUUCAAGUGCCUCUGCAUCCCUCGCUGUUCCGCCGGAAAAUGGACUUCAGAUCCAAAUACAAGUUUCGUCACCAGUUGCGAUCAACAGAAUUGAGAGCCGGACACAUCCCGUGACAAUAGAGAUGGGUUCCCACGGCCAUACAACUACGAGAAAUAUCAGAGACCUAGCCAAAAGUCGUGGGUCUUUGGAGUAUGAUCCAAAAAAGGCCAGAGCAACCCUUUCAGACCGAAGCGCCUGUCUGGGGAAGGAUUUUGUUCUCCUCGUCCAAUGUCGCGGUGGAACAUUAUUGGCUUCUCGAGCUACCCAGGAACCUCAUCCAAAACUUCCAGAUCACUCGGCUCUGAUGGUUUCCAUCAACCUCCGGGAUGUGUAUACUCCAGAUGUAGUUUCGCCAAAAUCGCCCUGCGAAAUCAUUUUCUUCGCAGAUCGAUCAGGAUCAAUGCAAGACAAGAUCGAAGCAUUGAAGACGGCCAUGGGAUUCUUCUUGAAGAGUCUUCCGAACAAUUGUUUCUUCAACAUAUGUUCUUUUGGUUCCAACCACGUUUUCAUGUGGCCCAAUUCCAGGCCAUAUAACCAGCAAAAUCUUGAUGAAUCAAUAUCGUACGUCACAAUCAAUUUCGAAGCCGAUAUGGGAGGCACGGAGCUUCUUUCGGGAUUGCGGAAGGUUGUCCUGAAAAGAAAUCUGGCUUUGAAUACCCAAAUCAUUAUUCCGACGGACGGCGAGGUUUGGGAUCCAGCCAACACUUUUGACUUCAUCAGAAACACAAGGGCCGCCAAUGAAGAAAAGGAGAUUCGAUUCUUCGCUCUUGGGAUAGGAGAUGCGGUCUCACAUCAGCUUGUUGAAGGCAUCAGCCGACAUGGCGGCGGAUUGGCUGAAGUCGUCUCAGUGGACUCAAGAGGCGAUUGGAAAGGAAGAGUCAUCCGCAUGUUAGAAGCUGCCUUGACUCCUUCUACAUGGAAGAUUGAGAUUAGUUUGGACGACGACUCAAUUCUUCACAAUUGGAAGGAACAACGUUGCAUUCAAGCUCCUUACCAAAUCCCAGAUUUUCAUGCAUUCUCCAGGUCUUCUGUAUAUUUUCUCUUCUCUCAAGAAGUCAUGACCAAAAGCGUCAAAUUCAAAGCGACUGCGACAUCCGGAGAAACAGUAACCGCAGAUCUCCCUCUUCAAAGUCUCGAGAGCAGCCGUACCUGUGUGCACCUCUUGGCUGCAAAGGCAGUCUUACAUGACCUGGAGAGUGGCCAAAGCUGGAUGCAUGCAAUUGGUCAAAAGAAUAACGGAACCGCCCAGGCAAAUGUUGAAGACCUUGCUAAGGCUGAAGGCGAAAGGAUUGGAACCGAGUGGUCGUUGUCGAGUAAAUGGACAAGUUUUGUGAUUGUGGACAACAUCAACUUGUUGGAGAAGACCUCGCGCUUGUAUCAAGCAGAGAAGACUGAGCUUGCGGAAUUGACGAGGACCAGGUUGGGUGCGACGGAUUACCCUGUUCCAAAUCAAUUAGCUUUCCACGGUCCCUCUUUCGCGCCAUUCAAAAGAUUGGUUCGAGGCGCCGCGCGACCGCGCCCCCCGCCCGUACGAAGACUUGAAUUUUUUACAAAGGAGACUGGGAAUGCUCAUUACACGCAAGAAACUACAGCUCUCCGAGUAGAUGAGGCGCCUGCCAAUAACAGUGUUGAUCGCAAUACUUCGGUGAGGUCCGUAAUAACGCCACCGGCAUAUAACCCGAGCGCUGGACAGAAUGAGCAUGUCUUGGGAAGGGAAAGCGAACGAGGAGGAAUAGAUUCCGUGAUUGAGUUCUCGGAGAUUGUGGAUAAGGAGGAGCAGUCGCGAGAGACAGAUAUGAAAGCUCCUUACCAGGUUGGGCGUGCGUUUAGAAGAGGAAAUCAAGAGGAGGAAAGGAGAAGGCUUAGGAGAGGUGGACAAAGAGCUGACUUAGUUGCCUUACAGGAACUUGCAGAACAACAAAGAAUAACCUCAACAGUGAGUGCGGGUCCGACGCUUGAAGAAUUGAGAGCGGAGCAUGAUCGGAUCAAGAACGAAUGGCAACAAACGGUCUCUUCAGUCUCUUACGCAGGUCUGGGGCUAGUUCGACGUCUGACCACGAAAGAUGCAGGUCAUGCAAAGUCUUCGACGUCAGGCUCAGCAAUCGUAACAGGAACUCGCACUUCAUCCCGGACGACAACCGCGAGAGAACUGGAUCCUAACGCUCCUGCUUUCGUAAGUUCUAGGUUCCCAGGGCCCGGAUUCGACAAAGGCAAAGGGAAGGGGGAGGGGACGGCACCAGACACCCCUAGAGACUGGAACUCGCGAGACUGGAACUUUGGAUCAACAAUGGACUACAAUAGUCUCCCAAAGAAGACUGGUGACUCGGAACUGAUACCUGCACCAGAAUUCAACCGCUCGGGAAAACGAAUAGCAUCGGUAACAGGCCAUGAAUCGCCUGCCACGCUAUAUUUUUGUGAGGAUGAGAAGCAAAGAAAUGCACACGGAAGCACAAUGCCCAUACUCGACAGGACAAUCACAGAUAUGGGCAUGGGCGACUUGAACAAUCAACCCAAAGCUGCAGAAAAUCGAGGAGCGGAAACAUCGAUUAUCAUCACCCUCAAUUUCAAACUACGCUCGUACUGCUUCCCAAUGCCUGGAUUCUGGAAGCGACUGGGGGUGGGAUCGGCACGGCGGGAGAAACCAACAAAAUAUCUCCCAUGGGGCUCGGAAGCCGAGAAUUUUCAACUUGUCAGCAAUGUGCCAAGAGUAUCCUCCACUUUAUGGCUUAACUCUCCCCAGAGGAUAGUGUACCCGGAAUCAAACCAAAACGACGAAGAUUAUGGCAGCUAUGCACCGUCAGAUUCAAUUCCGGAAACAGCUGCCUUGGAGCCAGCUAUUUCGGAGCUAGAACGUCAACGUAUCACAAAAUAUAUUGCCCUGGAGGAGCUCAUCUACGCGCAAACCACCAAUGGUAGGUUUGAUCUCAACAACGAUCUGGGAACUGCUGUAAAAAAUAAGUUCAAACAUUGGAGAUUUGAUCUUCUUGUCAGCGAGUUGGGUGAAUCGAUGUGGUAUGGGGAUAUGGAUAAAGUGCUGGAAACGGCACGGACUAUUGUGCUGAUUGAGGUAAAGCACGCAGACGCUCAAGACUCAUGGAAGUUCGUGAUUCAAAAGGCACGAGCUUUUGUUUCCACCGUGAUUCAAGACGAGGAGCAGCGGAAGAACCUCUUCGGGGUUUUGCAAAAUCAAUUAUCUGCAGACCGGGAGAUGGUUCUCCACGCUUUGAAAACAAGUCGGUGGUUGUUGAGUCAUCGUAAACUAGUUGAUGGAAUUCUGCGGAGUCAUAUCCUUGAUGACCCCAAGGAGCUUCUUAACUUAUUGCGGACUUAUGUCCCAUUGGGCUAUGGACAUUUCGCAUACGAGAUCGAGAAGCUUGUCAAAUUCUUAGGAGACCACGUACUAAACGAGGUGUACCACAAAGAAAGAAAAGAAAAGUCGAUGCCUGGUCAUUCAGGGGUAGGCCUUGAGAAUCCUGAUGAAUGGACUGAUGGAUGGGAUGAUAUUUUGAAACUAUUGGAAGCAAUAAAGUCGGUGAGGCGGGAACGAAGGGUACUAGAGUCGUGA
Molecule: messenger RNA, 4191 nt
Organism: Hyaloscypha bicolor E
Lineage: Eukaryota; Fungi; Ascomycota; Leotiomycetes; Helotiales; Hyaloscyphaceae
Exons: 4
Coding region: 1-4191 (1396 amino acids)
Source: RefSeq, a predicted model, not a curated record